UAAUAUCCGUCCCUUGCAAGACUCCCACUGACCCCACUUUCCAAUCCUUAAACACACUCCUUAAUUAUGUUUCAGCCCUUGUCUAAGCAAAGCAAUCCAGAGAGAGAGAGAGAGAGAGAGAGAGAGAGUCACUGCCAGAUGCCAAUCUCUCCCUCACGUUACUAUAAUUUGUUGUUUUCAGGGCUUGAGCAGCUGCAGCCGCCUUCAAUAGCCUAACCCAUCUUCAAUCUGAUCCCCUGAUCCCCGUUAACGCCUUUAUGUUGCCCUUCUUGUUCACUUGUACCCUUGGCAACCAGACAUGGUUGAGGCCUUGUGGAUAGAUAGAGCCCCUCCCUCCCUCCCUCGCCAAGAAGAAAGACAAGACGCCCAAUCCAGCAGAAGCAUUAAUGCCUGCUCCACCCUCCCCGCCUUGGAUUUUUCAAGCUCAGAAUAUCAAAUAACCCGACGACGCUAUUGUCAGCUUUUCCAGCCUCCUCUGUCUCAAAAUCCCUCCUAAAUCUGCCUGGCUUGUGGAGGUGAAGUGGCAAAUGGGUUUUGUCAUGGAAGGGUUCAAGGUGGUGAACAACUCCGUCUAUUGCGCUUCCCCCUCUCCUGCAACUGAAGCUAAAGUUGAGACAAAUAGAGAUUUGGAAGAGAACAAGGAUGAGAUUUGUACCCAUAGGUUUGAGGGUUUUGUUGGGGAAAUUGAAGAGGAAGGCAGGGAAAGUAGUUCAAGCUCUGAUUUUUUGGUGUCAGAGGCGACAGUGAAUGAAGAGCAUAGUCACAGCAGCUCUGAGGUCUCAUCUUCUCCCCCUUCAAUGGGGUGGCCUGUUCAGAAGCCUGAGCUGCCACAUUGUGCCCGGUCUGCUGCUUCUGAAGAUUCAGAGAAGCAACAUUUGGAUGGAAGAAAAUUGGAGAAACAAGGGUCUUCAAUGCCAGAGACCGAAAUGAUGAAGGAGAGGUUCUCAAAAUUGCUGCUUGGAGAAGACAUGUCUGGUUGUGGGAAUGGUGUUUGUACUGCUUUGGCUAUUUCAAAUGCAAUUACUAAUCUAUGUGCUACACUUUUCGGGCAACUCUGGAGAUUGGAACCCCUACCGCCGGAAAAGAAAUCGAUGUGGCGAAGAGAAAUGGAGUGGCUUCUUUGUGUUAGUGACCACAUUGUUGAGUUAAUACCUUCUUGGCAGACAUUCCCUGAUGGAAGUAAGCUUGAGGUUAUGACAUCUCGGCCCAGAUCAGAUCUUUAUAUCAAUCUCCCAGCACUGCGCAAGUUAGAUAACAUGCUUCUUGAGAUCUUAGAGAGCUUUGUUGAUAUGGAAUUCUGGUAUGUUGACCAAGGGAUCCUAGCCCCAGAUGCCGCCGAUGGCUCAUCUUCUUUUCGGAGGCCCCUUCCCCGCCAAGAGGAAAAAUGGUGGCUACCGGUGCCUCGCGUUCCUCCUGGUGGGCUUGGUGAGAAUUCGAGAAAGCAAUUGCAGCACAAACGCGAUUGCACGAAUCAAAUUCUAAAAGCAGCCAUGGCCAUCAAUAGCGUUACUUUGGCUGAUAUGGAAGUCCCGGAGGCAUACUUUGAGAGCCUUCCAAAGAACGGUAGGGCCAGCGUCGGCGAUCUAAUCUACCGGUACAUGACAUCUGAACAAUUCUAUCCCGAGUGUCUACUUGACUGCCUCGAUUUGUCCUCCGAGCAUCAAGCGCUUGAGAUUGCCAACCGGGUGGAGGCGUCCAUCUAUUUGUGGCACCGGAGAACCAAUCCAAAGCCCUCGAAUGGCACGAGCCGGACCACCUCCAAGUCAUCAUGGGAGAUGGUGAAGGAGCUGGUUAUCGACACAGAAAAGAGAGAGAUGCUCGCAGAAAGAGCUGAAAGCCUCUUGCUUUCCUUGAAGCAGCGGUUCCCCGGUCUCCCUCAGACAAGCUUAGACAUGAGUAAAAUCCAAUACAACAAGGAUGUUGGGAAGUCCAUCUUAGAGAGCUAUUCGCGGGUUUUGGAGAGCCUGGCAUUCAAUAUCGUGGCACGCAUAGAUGAUCUGCUCUAUGUCGAUGACUUGACAAAGCAUUUGGAUCAGGAUCAGUUCAUGGCAAUCUCAAAGAUAGGCUUGGUUGCUCCCAAGAGCAUUGGGAUUCCAUGCUCCGGCACUCCAUACAAAACGGCUUUCCCCAGCCCCAACUUUUCACCUGCACAGGUCUCAGUCCCCGGCACUGCCAAGGGAUAUGCCGUGAAGAAGAAGAUCUUGACGGAUUAUCUCUCCAUGGAUCCAAGACCGAAAGACGGCAACAACAGCAGCAGCAGCAGCAAAGUCCAAAGAUCGGAUUCGUGUUCGAGCAUAAUUCGCGUAGCUUUGACAUGCCAAACAGAGGUCGACUCUCUCGAGUGUUGCACAGAAUCCGCCAGCCCAUCCAUACAGGAUUCAGCCUGGGAAGAAUGAAUGAAUGAAUGAACGAACGAACCAACCAACUGUGAUUGGCGGCUAUGCAGUGGCUGUGUUUGGUUCAUGAACCGGUUCUUCUCAGUGUUCAAUAGAUGUAGAAAGUAUAUCAGACAACACAACUGCAUUCCAGUGUUCCAUGAGACAUUUAAUUCUUCUGGUAUGGAGAUCUCUUCCCUUUUCAUUGGCUGGUUGAGAGUGAGUGAGAACUCACUCAACUACCUGGAGAAGUGAAGAGGCAUCCAUUUCCAUGUUUCUAAUUAGUUGAUUACAACAGUAUGAAUAUGAUGGCGACUGCAAAUGAUAUUUCUGUACUGGGCAUGGCUUCACAUUAAGAAGUAAACAUCAUAUUUUUUGGGUAAAUAUCAGGAUGAUUGGA
Messenger RNA from Diospyros lotus (date-plum), 2775 nucleotides. RefSeq names its product rop guanine nucleotide exchange factor 7-like. Lineage: Eukaryota; Viridiplantae; Streptophyta; Magnoliopsida; Ericales; Ebenaceae. Gene Ontology annotation, molecular function: guanyl-nucleotide exchange factor activity. The record is from RefSeq and is a predicted model, not a curated record. The coding region runs from base 528 to 2396 and encodes 622 amino acids. The transcript has 7 exons.